Messenger RNA from Aspergillus uvarum CBS 121591, 1930 nucleotides. RefSeq names its product phenylalanine--tRNA ligase subunit alpha. NCBI's taxonomy places the organism in Eukaryota, Fungi, Ascomycota, Eurotiomycetes, Eurotiales, Aspergillaceae. The transcript has 2 exons. Gene Ontology annotation, cellular component: cytosol; cytoplasm; phenylalanine-tRNA ligase complex. The record is from RefSeq and is a predicted model, not a curated record. The coding region runs from base 99 to 1670 and encodes 523 amino acids. Gene Ontology annotation, biological process: phenylalanyl-tRNA aminoacylation. Gene Ontology annotation, molecular function: tRNA binding; phenylalanine-tRNA ligase activity; ATP binding.
GUGCCUCUCAAGACCCCUCCUCCUCUGCAAGACCCCUCCUUCUUUUCCCACAACAUCCUCCGGACUCCGCCUUCUUGGGGACUCCACGGCUUGCAGUCAUGGCGACCGAUAUGACGAAACCCAUUCUGGACGCCUUGUCCGCGUCCGACGCCUCCAUCCUCUCCAGCGAAGCCUUCCCCUCCACCCCCUCACUAAAUAUCAAGGCUGCGCUCGACCGUCUAGCCUCCCGACAGAUGGUCGAGUAUGACACCAUCGAAAAGGAAAUCACCGUUCUGACGCCGGAGGGUGAGGAGAUUGCCACCAAUGGCAGUCACGAGGCCAAGGUUUUCCAGGCCGUGCUGGCGGCUCUGGAUGGAUUGAAGAUUGGCGACCUCCCCGGUGUGGUCGGCAAGGACACCGCCAAGGUCGGCCAGGGCAAUGCGUUCAAGAAGGGCUGGAUCAAGAAGGACAAGGACGUGCUGCGGGCGGCGACCGAGACGAUCGUCGACGAGACCCGCGAGCUGCUGCUGACGGUGCAGAAGACGCAGUCGGUGGCCGAUGCGAAGGCCCUGACGGACCUGAAGCGGCGCAAGCUGGCGACGGUGCAGAAGGUGAUCACCUUCCAGAUCGCCAAGGGCCCCAAGUACGCCCGCGAGUUCGUCAAGGAGGAGACCGACCUGACGGCGGAGAUGCUGAUGAACGGCUCGUGGAAGACGGCGCAGCUGAAACCGUACAACUUCAAGGCCAAGGGCGCGCCCACCCCGGCGGGCACCUUUCACCCGCUGAACAAGGUGCGCCAGGAGUUCCGCAACAUCUUCUUCGAGAUGGGCUUCGAGGAGAUGCCGACCAACCGCUUCGUCGAGACGGGCUUCUGGAACUUCGACGCCCUCUUCGUGCCCCAGCAACACCCCGCCCGCGACCUGCAAGACACCUUCUACAUCGCCGACCCCGUCAAGGCCGACCCCCCGCGCGAGGACCCGGCCAACGACCCGCACCAGAUCAAGACCCUCCAGCCCACCACAUCCUCCUCCUCUUCGUCAUCGUCGUCGACAAAACCCCUCGACUACAAGCAAUACUGGGACGACGUGCGCGCGGUCCACGAGACCGGCAAGUACGGCUCGAUCGGCUACCGCUACCCCUGGGACGCGGACGAGGCGCUGCGCCUGGUGCUGCGCACCCACACGACCUCCGUCUCGACCUACGUGCUGCACAAGCUGGCGGCCAACCCGCGGCCCGCGCGCUACUUCAGCAUCGACCGCGUCUUCCGCAACGAGGCCGUCGACGCCACCCACCUGGCCGAGUUCCACCAGAUCGAGGGUGUCAUCGCCGACUACGGUCUCACGCUGGGCGGCCUCAUCGGCUUCAUGGAGGUCUUCUUCGCCAAGAUGGGCAUCCACCAGCUGCGCUUCAAGCCCGCCUACAACCCCUACACCGAGCCCAGCAUGGAGAUCUUCGGCUACCACAAUGGCCUGGGCAAGUGGGUCGAGAUCGGUAACAGCGGUAUGUUCCGGCCCGAGAUGCUGGAGCCCAUGGGCAUCCCCAAGGACAUGCGCGUGUACGGUUGGGGUCUGAGUCUGGAGAGACCCACGAUGAUCAAAUACGGCGUCAGCAACAUCCGUGAAUUGCUGGGCCACAAGGUCGACCUCAACUUCAUCGAGAGCAACCCGGCCGUCAGAUUGGAGAAGGACUAGGGGAGGAAAAAGUGCAGCCAGCAAUAUAGAUACCUAUCCCGAAGGGUGGGCAGAUAGAAAAACAUCCAAAAACCGGGGGGCUCCAGCAUCAUAACCUAAAGCUUUUUAUUCUGUUGUUGAAAUGCAAAAGACGUUUGAAUGUAAUGGUGCUGCCUUCUUUACUUUCUUUUCUCGUCUUGAUAUGAUGAUAUAAAAGACUACCACAAUUUCAGAUCACGAGUUACGUUACGCGGACGCCCACCGACUCGGGAAUCAGACAA